GGAAGUCUUCUAAAUAUGUUGAGUACAAUCUCAUCUGAGAUUACCAGCCUGUUCCUCUUAAUACAUCCAUGGCCUGUUCACGAGGACGAGUUUGAACACAUCAAAGAUGAGAGAUAUAUACAAAUAACCUUUGCAUUUCUAUCGGAGCGUUGUGCCCCUCCUCCUGCUCCAGGGGCCCUAACGAGCCACCUACUUGGAGGGCUCCCAGGGAGCUCACUCCUGCUUGGCCAGCAGGCUGCCUCCUUGCGGCUGGCUCAACUGAAAGCCCAGCUAGCACUGACACAGAUAAACAAUGCUCUUGCUGUUGGCAGCCGAGCCGCGACAUUGACAGCCAACUCCAACACAACUGCUCCCUACAUACCUACAACACCCCCCUCCCCAACUGCUGCAGCCAUCAAUCUCCUUAACCUUCUCAAGAUUGCAAACAACAUGUCCCAUCCCCUGUAUAACCCCUAUGCCCCUGGGAACCAAAGUUCCACCCAGGGACAGUAUGGACUCUCCAGUAUACCGGCAGAAAGGGACCCUCGGAUGACCUCUUCUCGCCUUGGACCUGGGUCCAGCUUCAACUCUCCUGUGACUUCUUCUGGGACUCCUGCCAACUCUGGGGGAAUACUCCCGUCGCUGCUGCCUCAGUCAAUGAACUACAGGCCUGAACAGAGUAGGGCCAUAAUAGACGAGAACAUAGAGAGGUCUAUAGACAUGCAUAUUAGCAGAGCCAGAGAGGAAGUAAGGCUUCUUGGCAAACCGAUGCAUCAGCCCAUAGACCAGGGCACUCGUUUUGCCAGCACUCAAAGGAAUGAGUUUCUCUCCUCAGGCACAGGGAUGGUCUCCUACCAAAUGUCCUCAACCUCUGCCUCUCUAGGACAUAGACAAUCUGGCGUUGAAAGUGGCAGUAGCUCCUUGGACUGGUCAUCGAACUACAACAGGCCCACUGCUGAUACCCCCUCAAAAUUGUAUCCAUCAUCUGCUUCGUCUAACUAUGCAAGCUGCGGUGACGGUAGGUUUAGUGCCUCCAGUGAAAGAGAAUGUGAUAUGCAGUCCAUUCCGGGGUUAGGUGAUUUUGACUAUCAAGUCCCAGAAAAAAAACCUGCGGCCCCCACAGAGCCCAAUCGACCAAAGUACACUUCUGAAUCCGCUUCUAACAUCCUUCAGCACUUUGGACUUGAAAAAGAGGACUUGGAACAUCUCAUCUCCUAUCCUGAAGACCAGAUCACCCCUGCUAACCUGCCGUUCAUCUUGCGGCAAAUCUGCAUUGAGAAGAACAAGAGAACUUCACCUGCAGUUCAGUCAAAACCCUGCCCCAAUCCCCAACCCACCAGAAGUGUAAGUGGAAUGAACAGUCACAGUUUGAGCAGUUCUGGAGGGGCGGGGAUGCGCCAGGAGGAAAUGUCAUCAGCUGGUCUCCAGCAGAGUAAAGUGAUUGACUAUGGACAUACUGGCAAAUAUACUGGAGCGGUUGGGGAUGAGAUUGGAAGGACUGGUAGCAGUAAAGCUAACAGUGGUGGGAGUGGAAGUAUGUUGCAGAUGGACACUUACGAUAGUAGCCGACACAUUCGAGAACCACUGCAAAAAAAUACAACAGAGGUGAAAAGCAGUGCCCUGGGUUCUUCACGUGACCAGGCGAGUUCUGUUUCCAGCCUCAGCUCUUGGUAUAGUUCAAUAAUGAGCUCUGUGGCUUCCCCAAGCAAUGAUCAGACCAGACAACUGCAGACCCAACCAAAACAGACUUCCCAAACAGUCCUCAGCUCUUUCUCUCUGCCAAAGAAAGACACCGACAUCCGAGUUCUCAAAUCUGAAGCCCCCAAACCCCUUCCUUUGAAAGAACCAGAGGUAGAACGCCAGUCAACGUUGAAAACCCAACCACCCCCCACUCUGUACCGUGGUGUGCAUCCCAGCCGACCUGGCCUUGUGGUCAUUGGCAGUAAUGACGCCAGUGGCGCUAAGGGUACAAGUAAAACUCAAGGACAAGGGUCAACAGUUGCUCAGCAGAUGAAAAAGCAGCAGCCAAUGCAGCAGAAGCAGCCGAUGCAGAAGCAGCCAAUGCAGAAGCAGCCAGUACAGCAGAUGCAGAAGCAGCCAGUAUUGCAUACAGGGCAAGCGAUGUGGCCUCCAGUUUUUUCUGCUGCAACAUCAGUUCCCCCUGCUUCUCAAAUCCCCAGCAUCGCUAAUGCCAUGCAACGUCCGCUGUUUAUCCCUGGUGGUCCUCACCCCAAUGCUAUUCCUCCAGCUCUGCCUCAGCCAAUCCCGGGCCUGAUGAACCUUACUCAUCUGACGCCGCCACCUUCCAACAGUCAGCCUCCGGCAAAGAGGGCAGUCUCCAAGGGUCUGCCAACGGCAGCCAUGAUGCAUGACUAUGCGGCUGCCACGCCGAGAAUCUUUCCACAUACCUGUACUCUGUGUAAAAAAGAAUGUACUCGUAUGAAGGAUUGGAUCUCUCAUCAGAAUACCAGCCUUCACCUUGAGAGCUGCAAACUCCUCCGAAAACAAUUCCCGGAGUGGGAUGGUGAGAUAGCGCUAAGACCCAGUGCUGCAGGUAAAGAUGCCAAGCCCUCGCCCUCAAGUUCUUUACAGGCUUCCCAGCAUCGUCAACAGAAAGUCAGGCAUGGAAGCCGCUCCCGUUCUCACUCGUCCAGCCCCCGUUGCCGUGGCUCAGAGGGUAGAAGGGAGAAACGCGGUAGCCGAUCACGUUCGCCGCAUAAAUCCAGAUACACUCGCAGGUCCCGGUCUCGUUCUCGUUCCCCAUGGUAUGAACGCCCUACCUCCUCCCGCUAUCGGUCCCGUUCAAGGAGCCCCGAGAGACGAUCGUCACCGAGGAGGAGAGACGAGAAACGUUCCUCGCCGCGGAGGCGAGACGAUAGACGAUCAUCUCCAAGGAGGAGCCGUGAGAGACAAUCAUCUCCAAGGAGGAGUGACGAGAAGCGAUCGGGAUCGAGGAGGAGUGAUCAGAGUCGAUCCCCUCAACGAAAGAACUCAAGCAGUGCAGAGAUCCUGACUAGGAAACUACUGAAAUCAUCAGCUGUCCAAUCUCUGUCAAAACAUUCUGACCUGGAGGCCGUGGUUAAAACUCUGGCUCCUGCCUUACUGGCCGAGCUAGCCAAGAUGAAACCUUCCUCGUCUUCUACAGCCUCUUCCUCGUCUUCCUCUUCUACAGCAAAGAAGGAGUUACCUAAAAAGCCAUGUAAAGCAAAGCUUAGCCUGCAGAAGAGCAAGGCAAGUUCCUUCACCAUGACUAAGUCUGGUAAAUCUUCACCUCCAACCAUGGUGAAACUACAAGGGAUUCGUAGUUCUAUCUCUCACAAUGAUGUGUUGGCUGCAGUGGAGCACUUUGGAAAAACCAAGUCAGUUGUACUGUUUCGGUCCAAACUGGAGGCAAUCGUGUGUUUCGAGAAAGAGGAAGACGCAAAGAAAUUGAAGAGCGUGGAGAGCCUUGAUGUUAAAGGAAUGCCAAUCACUGUUGUCAGAGAACAGGAGACUGUUUCUAACGAGCAAAAGAAGCCUCCUCAGAAAAAGCCUGCCACAUCCAGUGUUUCCACAUCUCAAACCACUACCGAAAAGGUCCUUCUCCCUACACCUAACAUGCCUCCGCUUAAAGGGCCCAAAAAGCCUUCAUCUUUACCUUCUGGAGCCAAAAAAGCUACAACAGGCAAACUUACCAAUCAGAAAAGUGCAGCUAAAGGCUCAGUUAAAGGCCCAACGACUGUCACUAAAGCAAAAGUCUUGGUUUCCAAGGCGAAAAACGUCUCAAAGAGGCAGACAACAAAAAUGGCAACCAAAGCAGUGAAAAUGGUAAAAACAGGAAAGUUACCUGCGAAGAGAGCUGUAAAAAAGGCCAUGGUGAUGCAAAAAAAGUCCACGACUCCAGAAAAUCAGCUUGAUGUAGAAAAUUCCAAGCCUAAAGAAUCAGAAACCAAGGUCCAAGAAGAUGUGACGAAAGACACAGCUGAUGUUGAAAAAGCCAAUGUCCCAGUUUUUGAACCUAAGCAUCAGGCAGAACUUGGCAAAGCCAAUGACGCUGAAGAUGCUGAACCAAUGGAGAUUGGGGAAAUCAGAGUUGAAGUGGCAGAACCCAUGGAAGUAGCAAGUUGUGCUGAGGGCCAAGGAGAAAAACCGACAACUACAGAGGCUGUACCGGCAACUACAGAGGCUGUACCGGCAACUACAGAGGUUGUACCGGCAACUGCAGAGGUUGUACCGGCAACUUCAGAGGCUGUACCGGCAACUACAGAGGCUGUACCGGCAACUGCAGAGGCACCUGGAAAUUUACCAGACAAUUCCAGUGAGAAUCAACCACCAAACAGUACAGUUGAGACCCUGCCGACAGAAACCGUUUUACCACAUGUCCAGCAAAGCACCUUGUCAGAACCAGAGUCCACUGCACAAGGACCGGAGACCAAAACGGAGGCUACACACCUUCAACAGCAGGCUGCAGGAAGCCUGACUGAAGUCACUGUGGAGGCAAAGCUGCCAGAUGAAAGGGUGGAGACAACUUUAUGCAGUAGCGCAUUUGUGAGGACAAGGUCAGAGCACCAAGGAAAGAAGAAAAUCUCUCUGACUACUGAGGAGAUGGUUAAAAGGUACAUGCAUCCAUCCAGAAUAGCGUGCCUGAAGCUGGACUCAAGCUCGUACUCGCCAAAGUUUAAGUCACUUAGGCAUAUGCAGUUGCUCGUAACCAACCUGCCGGAGUAUUACGACGGCUGCUACACAGAAAAGGAUCUUGCCAAUCUGCUCAUGCCCUUUGGAUUUCAAUAUGCAGAUGACAGCAUCGUUGUUGUUCCUCAGGCGUGCAUGGCAUUUGUCAUGAUGCCGAAUAUGAAUGAUUAUGGGAACAUAUUGAAAGCCUCCGUAAGGAAGGGCUUUUUUCUCCGAAGUUUUAAACUUGAUUUCCAUGCAGUAGCCAAUUGCAUCAGAACGACACCGCUUGGGUUUUAUCGGUGGCUGAUUAAGCAUGUGCGUUCUACUGGGAUGGAUGAUGGAUCGAAAACAAUCUUCCUCAAGAACAUUUCAUGGAGUGAGUCCAACCAGCUCAGAGAAGAUUUGAAAAAAAUAAAUUCUGUUCAGAAUUUCCUGCCCCUCCUCAACAAGGUAUUUAUAGAAUUUGAGUCCACUCACGAUGCUGAUCGGCUCGGAGUUUGGUUGAGUCUCCUGAAACAACCACCUGGCUACGAAGUCCACAGGCUGAAAAUACCAUACACCAGCGGUACAUCACUACCACCAAGACAUCCUGAGAAUGCUCUGCCGGACAGCAAAAACGCUCUUGACGGGGCAACUAUCCCGCCAAUAAAAUGUAGUAUUCCAGAUGCCAGCGUUGGACCAUUUUGGGUCACCAUGAGAACUAGUCCCUUCCUGUUCCCCACUGUGUCUCCUUGGUUCAUCAUCCCAGAUUACCUGACAGUCACAGGAAAGGAAGACAUUGAGAAGGCCAGUGGUCGUGGUUCCAUGAUUCCCACAAUCAUGUUGACCGGUUUGCCAGAAAAAAACUACAAGCACGAGGACGUGGCUAAGCUGGUCUGGCGUUAUUUCCCCAAACAGAACCUUCACUCCCUGUAUUACAACGUGAUGGUCUUGACGCUCCAGAGGAGGGCCUUUGUGUUUUUUCCUGAUUGGACAACAUGCUGCGAUUUUGUCCGAGAUCACAUCACAAAACCAGUUUCUGUCGUAGGCUGCAGGCUUACAGUUCACAUUGUCUUGGAACACAUGUAUCCCGAAUCCAGUGAGGAGAUGAUGUACACAACUCUGAUGAAGUGGAGCAACGCUGGAGUUCCAGAGCCAACAUCUCUGGAGGAGCGGUUGCUGUGUGUGGAGGUUUCUGAGGCGUCUGUGGACGUCGUCAGGACGGUCAUAGAAGAGGUGGCGACAAUCGCGACCUUUGUUGGCUUUCUGUCGCUCGCCAACAGGAUAUGCAUUGAGAUGGCCGACUCCAGCGGUGUAACCAAGGUGGUGGAGAAAUACAACACUUGGAGCAAAGUUCAACGUGUUGAGUGUUUAGAGAGCCUUAAACAGCGUCUACAAGAUUCCAGUGAGAUCACAUUAAACUUUGAACCGGACACCAUCAACGUCAAAGCCGAGCCCCCAGCUGUGAAAUGUCAGACCCAGCAUCCCUCUUCUGAACUAUUGGAUAAUGGGUCACAACCUGCUCUGCAAACCAGUGACCCUGCUGGAUCCACCAUUUCUGAGCCCACCACAGCAGGACCGAGUGCUACGGCCGCAAGUGACGUAGCAAUGGAGGAGGACUGUGAGAAACCAGGAACUGAGAUCGCCAUGGACUCCACUGUUGAUCCUGAGGCAAAUGAAGAUGUAGAGAAAGCAGAAGUAAAGGGGGAAGAGGGUUCAAUAACGACCUCGAUCUCCACUGCUGAUGUGACCUCUACCUCUGCCGUUAGCAGUGUAAACACGGUCCCAGCUGCUUCCAGUCCUGAUGCUUCCAGUCCUGCCACCACAGUGCUCAUGCCUGAAGCAAACUUUGCAAAACUUCCUCAGAUUAGUACGGACAUUUUCCAGGCCGUCGUGGCAGCAGUUCGCAACCACAGACUUACCCGUGACAGCAAGUCCCAGAGGGAGGAGAAGAAGAUCUCCAGCAAAAGCAACACAAGCUCAGUAACUGCAAAGGCUGAAGACUCACCAAAAAGAAAGUGUGAGGAUGAAUUUAUAAAUGACAACCCUUCUUCAGACGCCUAUCUUUUUGAAGAGCAAGAUUUCAACAUUGAUGACUUUGUUACUAUUGACGAAGUUGGUGAUGAUGAUGUGGGAGACACAAGCCCCAAGCCUCAGAGGUCCUACUCAUCUAGGCACUCCCCCAGAGCUAAAAGAGAGAGGCAAAGCUCAGGUGUGUCUUCUGUUGGCAAACGGACAUCAACGAGGUAUUCAAAAGACUCCAAGAGCUCAGCCUCUCCUUCACUCUCCUCACCCAAGUUAACUAAAGGCUCAAGCUCUUCUAGCUAUGUCUCACCAAAAAAAUCCAAGGACUCAUCUGAGCCCACCAAAUCCCCUACCAAACCAUCGGCUGCCUCCCCUUCUUCCCCUGGUCAGAAAACACAACAUAGCAAGACAAAAUCUCCAGCCAAAGCAUCAAAUACUGCAUCCUCCGGGUGUAGAACCCGCUCAUCCGCCGCUGCACAAGAAAUGGAAAAGAUAACAUCAAUGGCUACAGUCAAGGCUUCAGUGGAGACUCAUUCUGAGCCUCUGAUAGAAGAAGCAACAGACACAGAAAGCACAGUGGCAAUGUCUGACCACACAGUGUCAGCAGAGGGCUUUGCUGCAAAAACUGUUGAGUCAGAGACAAAAAUAGAAACCUCAUCAGAGAAACAUCCACCUCUACAGGGACAUGGAUUAGAGUUGAGCCAAUCCCAGAGUCUGGAGGUUGAUGUUCAUGUCAACACAUGCAAAGGCCGCAAGAAAACCAAAGAGGAUGGGAAAGAAGACAAUGUUGAGAAACAUACAGAGGGGGAGGGGGACAACAGUGAAAAAUAUCAAAUCCUUGGUUCACUUGAUGAACAAACCGAUGAACAGAUGAAUGAUGCAGACCAAGACGGCACCUCUGAAGUCCAGCCAACUGUACCUGAGGGAGGCCAGACUUUGCACGAGGAAAGCUUUCAGGUCUUGGACAGUGUCGACAAUAAAGGCAAAGCCCGCCCACGGGAGUACAGUGAAAUGGAAAUAGACAGUUCUUUCCAAAUGGUGGACAGUGUAAGCCAAGACCAAGCAGAUACAGGUCAAGAGGACAGUCACCAGGUCCAAGAUGACGGUUCCACAGUUAAGCAAGUGUCUGAGGAAGCAGCAAUUCCUGCAGGCGACAAAUCUGAUAAAGAUUCAGUAGAUAAAGAUCAGGAGACAAAUAAUGUAGAUCAAGUGUUAGAUACAGGUAGUAAACAAGCUCCAAGGGACAACGGAGAUGGGAAGACGGGAGAAGAGGAGGACGAAGUCAAAGGCAAAAUGCGUUCAGCAGAGUCCUGCAAAGCCUUCAAAGAUGUGGAAAAUCCUGAUGGCCGAAUCCCAAAUGAAGACCAGCUUCUUCAGGACACCGACAACAAAGAUACUUUAGAAACCUUUGAGAUACUGGAUUCAAUUGAUGAUCAGAGCGCAACAGAAGAUGACAGCCAAACCCUCGGAACUCCCAGCGACCAGAUAUCUAAGGAAGACAGUCGGCCCAUGGAGGUAGAGGAAGACGCGUAUCAGGUAAUUGAUUCGGUGGAAGAUCAGCCAACAACUACAGAGACCGAGUCGGAGACUGACAACGCAGGAAAACGAAAGAGAGGGGAGACGACUGCUAGAAAAGAUGAUAGACCAUCAAGGAGGAGUGGCCACGCGACCACAGCAUCCAAAAGCGAAGAGAAGGAGAAAUCGCCGAAAAAACCGGACAGGACAGUUAAAAGAUAUGAGACACGGACGAGGAUGGACACCACUGCAGGAGUUUCUAAAAAAGACAAAGAGGUCAACGAGGAGAUGGUGUAUGAGAUAGUAGAUUCUUUUGAAGACAAACCGGUUCAAGAUGUCGCCGCCACCGAAACGUCUGGUAGACGAAGGAGUGCAAGAGGUAAGAAAGAGGAUAAAAUGACAUUAAAUCUCACAGAAGCAUCUAAAACACCAGAGGAGGCUACAUAUGAGAUUUUAGACUCUGUGGAGGAUGAAACUGCCAAUGAUGAACCACUCGUAACGACAAGAUCUACCAGAGGAAAAAGGGAAAGAGCCACUAGGAAAGAUACUCCAGAUGAGACAACGAUGAAAGAGGACACACCAACAAAAAUGAGGCACACUCCUGCCAGAGAAUCACAGGAACAAAACAGGGAAAGAUCGCCAAAGAAAGAGGAGAAAGCCCCUCUAAAAGAGAGCACGCCAUCAAAGAAGAGUGACGAUGAUAUAAAAGAGGAAAUUGACUGGGAUGCUACCUACGAAGUAUUCGACUCUGUGGAGGACGAGGUUGUUAAGGCUGAUCGGCCGGCCACAAGAAGAAAAGGAAAAAGGGGCAGACAGAAGAAAGACGUUAAAACAACUAUGAAAGACACAUCAAAGGAGGGUGAAAAAGUGGCUGAUGAAGAAGAGGCGACAUAUCAGAUUCUUGAUUCUGUGGAGGACGAGGUGGUUAACGAUCAGCCCCCCACAGGACAGUCGGACGAGAAAAAUUCCAACAACAGCGACGAGCAGACGAGGAAAAGUGAACCUCUCGCAGGAGCACCCAAAACCGAGGAGGAGGAAGAGCCGAUGUAUCAGAUCAUAGAUUCCCUGGAAGACGAUCAAGGUCAGGAAGAGCUGACAGCCACAGAGAACAAGACAACAGAUGAAAAGAAAAAAAAAGAGGAGGCAUCAGCUGAAAAAGAAGACACACCAACGCGUGGUGCCACAGUUGUGGAAGCGUCUGAAAAAGUUGUCGUCAUGGAGGAGACUCCUUAUCAGAUAGUUGAUGACUCAGAGGAGACAAAUGGCCGUCCAUCUCCUGCAGAAGGGUCUGUUACGGGAAAUAAGAAAGUGGACAAAUCAACAACUAAAACCCAGAGUGCUACCGCCGUGCUUGAAAUCGGGAGCAAAUCGCCAGGGAAAGACGACGUAACUGGCACUCUGGUGAACCUGGACCAAGUGAGCGAGGAGGAGGAUGAUUACCCCGACGACACCGCUGAGGAGGAAGAACUGAGAAAGCGACAAGCCGCCGCAAAAGAGAAGCUGGUCGCCAAGGAGCGGGAAGCUAGGAGGACCCGGGAGAGGGAGGAGAGGAGGACCAGGGAGAGGGAGGAGAGGAGGACCCGGGAGAGAGAGGAGAGGGAGCGAAAGAGCCGGAGCAACAGCAGAGCAGGUGGGGGAGAGACGAGGAGGGCGAAGGAGAGGGGGAGGGAAAAGGGUGAGUCGUUGGAGGUAGAUGCCAAGGAGCUGGUGACUCUGGAUGAGGUGGGAGCAGAUGAGGCUGGAGAGGAAAGAGCGCCAGAGAGCCGAGAGUUGGAUGGGGAGAUCACGGAGGGGGAGCUGCAAGCACUUGUCACUCUGGAUGAGUUCGUAGAAGAAGAGGAGGAGGACGGAGAGGCCGAGCAGAGCACACUGGAGACCCGCCCACCCAGCCAGGAGGACGAAUCAGAGGACUUCUUAAACUCAGAGACUUUGGUGACUUUAGAUGAAGCUGGCGAUGAUGAGGAAGAGAAGCCGGACGAAGAGAAUUCUGAGAAAACUUCAUGUACCGUCAAACACAAUACAGUUAUGGAGGAAAGUCUGAACUUUGUGACGCUAGACGAGGUGGGAGUGGUGGAAGAGGAGGAGGAAAAGGAAGCUGUAAAAACCAGGACAAGAGGACGUGGCAAGAAGAGAACCAGACAGACCCCUGUGAGAAAAUCUACCAGAGGGAAAACCGUGACUGCAAUAGACGAGAGAGAACAAGAGCUGGAACCAACUAGCACUGAUGUUCUGCCUCCAACUCUACUCGAUGCCUCCUCCUCACUGGACAAUGAUCCGUCUACGUUGUCAAGUGACGGCCAGCCGGAGAUCCAGAAGACCGAGGUAGAAGCGGCGAGCCCAGCUGACAUGGAGGCAGCCUCUGCUGGGCAGGAGCUGCAGCCGGAGCACCCUGAGAACCAGACACUGGAGGGAUGUGUGGAGGAAGGAGAGCAGGAAAAGAAGGAAGGACGGAGCAGGGCGGACCUUAAAGUUGUGAGUAAACUGAGGAGGGAGCCCGUUGGACCUGAAGCAAAGCGAUCUCGUUCUCAGUCUCCUUGUGUCGCUACCGACGUCAAACUGCCGCCAUUCAAACCCAACAACCCCCUCGGUCAGGAGUUUGUGGUCCCCAAAUCAGGCUAUUUCUGUAAUCUCUGCUCCGUUUUCUACCUGAACGAGAGCACCGCCAAGGACCUCCACUGCAGCAGCCAGAGACACUACGACAACCUGCAGAAACAUUACCAGAAACCAUCAAGAAGUUCCAAACAAAGUUCUCAAGGCUACGUUUCUGAUUGAUCCCGACUCCAACUAAUUACUUUUUUUUGGUCAUAAAUGUGAAAAAAAGUAAAGCUGAGCCAGUGAAACGCCAGCAGCUUUACAAAUCAAUGUGUAUAAUAAGCCAUGUUGGUCAUAACUAAUUGCUGUAUGGCAUCUUUAUUCAUAUAAAUGUGUAAAUUAUACCUUAGCUGCCUUCUGUGAGUUAAACAGUUCCAUUGCUUCCAUCAGUUGUGUUCUGAAAAAAACUAAACAUGAGCACAGUUUCUUUAUAUAGUCUGUUUACGUAUUUGGAUGAUUGGAACUUUAAAGCUGCUACGUGACCUCUUUUUUUGGAAAUGACUUAACAUUUGCACUAAAUUUGUGUUUACAACCACUUUAGCUUUAUAGUGCAGAGUCCGCCCACUGUUAGAUCAAAUGUCUCAACUUGAAUGGGUAAAGAAUUAAGAAUUGAAUUAAGAAUAAAGAACUGUGGUCCUUAACUUGCAGACAAACAUUAGCAAGGUUAAAGAUGAGAUUUAUUAUUUUGUUUCUUGAUGAUAAUGUGAAGACAAUUUUUUGGAGAGAUCUUUUCUUGUGUUUAUUCUAUGCAAUGUUUGCUUUUUUGUUAUGUCCUUAUAUAUAUAUAUAUAUAUCUGAAAUGAC
Messenger RNA from Sander lucioperca (pikeperch), 11547 nucleotides. RefSeq lists its product as uncharacterized. The coding region runs from base 16 to 10923 and encodes 3635 amino acids. Gene Ontology annotation, cellular component: nucleus. The record is from RefSeq and is a predicted model, not a curated record. The transcript has 36 exons. Gene Ontology annotation, molecular function: zinc ion binding; nucleic acid binding. NCBI's taxonomy places the organism in Eukaryota, Metazoa, Chordata, Actinopteri, Perciformes, Percidae.